This is a messenger RNA of Pyricularia oryzae 70-15, 168 nucleotides long. RefSeq lists its product as uncharacterized. The record is from RefSeq and is a predicted model, not a curated record. The coding region runs from base 1 to 168 and encodes 55 amino acids. Lineage: Eukaryota; Fungi; Ascomycota; Sordariomycetes; Magnaporthales; Pyriculariaceae. The transcript is spliced from 4 exons.
AUGUAUGGUCUAGGCAGCGAAGAGACGGUAAAACCAACUGGCCCCGGUGCUGUAUCAUCUGGACUAUAUUUGGCCUGCAAGGAUGGAAAAUGGGACAGGAAUAAAAAGUACGCAUCUAGGAGAAGAAAAUCUCUGAACACAAGAAUUCUUAGAGCACCUGCGGUUUAA